Messenger RNA from Mycena indigotica, 1155 nucleotides. RefSeq lists its product as uncharacterized. Lineage: Eukaryota; Fungi; Basidiomycota; Agaricomycetes; Agaricales; Mycenaceae. The transcript is spliced from 6 exons. The record is from RefSeq and is a predicted model, not a curated record. Bases 1 to 1155 code for a protein of 384 amino acids.
AUGCUGGCCACUCUCAUUCUCUUUGCGCUGUUGCGUCUUAGUCAAGCUGUCUCCGUUACGAAUAUCUCCGCUUCAGAUCCAGCCAUUGUCUUCACUCCUGGUUGGCAAAACAUUUCGGAAUCCGAUGCCAACUUUCUAGCAACGACAGAGUUUCUCUGCCAUCUCACUGUCACUCUCCCUCCUUCGACUUCAUCCGUUUCAUACUUUGGUUACAGUCGGACGGGUAGCUCGCGCUAUGGUUACACUCUCGACUGUUUGGACGAUUGCUUGGUGCAAACAAUAAACGGAACUAAUCCUGCUGACGCUUCCACACUUUCCACUCUUUUCACUCUGGACGUUGACCCCAGCACGAAUCACACUCUGCGGGUGUACAAUCUUGGGACUGCCGACUCCAGCCAGAUCACUUUUGACCAUCUUUCGUUGGUAGUACAGGACAACGCUUCCGCGCCUUCUUCAGAUCUCAACCCCACAACAUCGCUCAGCUCUGAAGCUAGUUCAACAACAGAGCCUCGAACAACCGCCUUAAAGCAAAGUUCAUCAUUGGCGGAGAGCACAGCUUCCGUAAUCCUGCUAUCGGCGACAAGCGAAGCAACUUCAUCGAACGAUAUAUCUGCCACCAAUACCGGUCCUGAUGGGUCCGCGACCAGCGCUUCGUCUGACGCGUCAGAUUCAACUGGCGGAGUAUCCAAACAACUAGUGAUUGGUCUGACCGUGUUCGCCGUUGUUGUCACGACUGGCACUGUCGCUCUUCUCAUUAUUUGUUUGCGGCGACGCAGAAGAGAGCAACAAGGCCGUGUCUCACCAACACCUCCCAGCCCAACUUCUUCCAUCAUUCCAAUAAUGGAACCGCCACCAGCUUCGAUGAACCCCUUCGCCGAGCCUGUGGUAUCUUUCCCAGACCCAUAUUCGGUCCCUCAAUUCCCGCUUGAUCCUCCAGCCAACAGCGCGAUGAUGCAGAGGAGGCAACGGCCUGAUAGUCGCAUCGCAAGUCCCGGGCUAGCUCCCACAAUCCCACUUCCUGAUCUUCCAGCGGGUGCCCGACUGAAUCGAAUGGAGAGUCGCAGCAACAGCCCCAUGUCUUCUAAUAGAUCUGGCUCACGCAGCGAUAUGUGGAUUUCGCGGACUCCUGCUAGGAAUGAGUUCUAUGCAGUAUAG